CUCUCUCUGUCUCUCUUCUCGCCCAAGAAACCUCACGCACUUCCACCGGCACCGUCUUCGUCAUCACCGCCGAUUACCGUUGAUCGGAGCUCGGCCGUUCCUUCCCCUCCCCCUCUCUCGCGGCCGGAAAUUCCAGCUCCUGCCAUGGCCGCGACGAUCGAGCUGAAGGACGAGGGCGAAGGGGAGCGCGUGGCGACCUCCGAUUUCUUCUUCGCCCGGAUUGGCGACCCGGUGCCGGUCAACUCCCCGGGGGGCGGCGGCGGCGGCGAUGCUAGGCCGUACGGCCCCGGCCGCCUCCCGUCCCGGCCGCUCGCCGUCUCCGGGCCGUUAGACCUCAUCUUCGUGGCCCACUCCUCUGGGUUUUGCGUCGCGCGGACCUGGAGUGUGAUGGAGUCGGCGAAGAGGAUUAAGGAGGGGUUGAGAGGUCGUUCCGUGCGGGACCUGAGCAUCGUGAACGUACGCAUGGGGCCUGUUGGCUUGCUCUCGCUUUCUCCUGAUUCUUUGAGGCUUGCGGCUUCUACUGGGAGGAUUGUUCACUUCUUCUCGGUUGAAUCGUUUCUCAAUAACCAGGAACGAUAUCUUUUUUCCUGCUGAUUAGGUGAAGGAAGUUCUCUAAAGGACAUGAAGUGGCUAAAGAAGGGACAUAAUUCAUACAUUCUUCUGACAAGUCGCGGGAACCUGCAUCUUCGGAGCAUUAAUGGACAUUUAAAGUGUUUAAUGGAUAAUGUUGAUGCCGUUGACUGCAGUGCAAAAGAAGAUUAUAUUGCUGUGGCAAGGAAUGGCAGCCUAAGUAUUCUUUCAUCCAAAUUAAAUGAGAAGUUGCACAUCGCAUUGUCACUCCAACCACGGACAGGAGAGUCUGACGAAUUUAGUGUGAAAGUGGAUUCUCUCAAGUGGGUUCGUCCCGAUUGCAUCGUUCUAGGGUGCUUUCAACUUACCUCAAACGGCAUGGAGGAAGGUUAUCUUUUGCAAGUAAUCAGGACCAGAGACGGCAAAUUUUUUAAUGCUUCUUCUGAGGUGAUACUGCAGUCCUUUUGUGAUGUUUUCCCUGGAAUUGUGGAUGAUAUUAUUCCCGCAGGAUGUGGGCCGCAUCUGUUCUUUAACUAUUUGGAACAACGCAAGCUUGCAAUUGCAGCUAACCGACAAAAUGUGGACCAGCACAUUAUCCUGUUCAGUUGGUCGCUUGGUGAGGAGAUGAAUGAAGCAGUACUUGUUGAUAUUGAUCGAGAUAACUGGCUUCCAAGAAUUGAGCUUCAAGAAAAUGGCGACGACAAUUCAAUCCUGGGGCUUUGCAUUGACAAAGUAUCCAUGGAUGAGAAAGUCAGAAUUCAACUUGGAGUUGAGGAACAAAAGGACCUUUCGCCAUUUUGCAUCCUUUUUUGUCUUUCUCUUGAAGGAAAGCUCAUUAUGUUCAAUGUUGCCUGUGUUGCAGAACAAACUGAUUUUCCUGACACUGGCUGGCCGGCUGACGGGGAAGAGAAUAUUUCUGGAGUUGAAGCCCAAGAAGAAGUCAGUUCCACUGUUUCCUCAGGUUUGGGAGAGGUGAUUUCACAGCAGGUUUCUACAGCUCAUCAAAUUCAGGACAUCAACACAAUAGGAUACAACUUACCAAAAGAUCGUGAGAUUGCUGUUAAAGCUGACACAAAGUCUUUUGAGUCUGCAACAGCCAGACAAAUAACUAAUCAAACAGAGAGGAAAGAAGCUAUAACCGGAAAAUGGAAUCUAAAUUCAUUUGCACAUCCACAAGGAUCUAAUCUAAUGGAGAAGGCUCUGGAUGAAAAGCAUUUAGUUGGCGCAGUUUCCACUCAGUCUCUCUUUCCAAGGCCCCAAAGCACAUUUCUUGACCAAUCAACAUCGAAGCUCCCACUGCCUGAGGAAAUACAGAACAUCACAGAGAGCAACGAAGAUUCUAAACAGAUUGUAGGGGUUGGAUCUAGUCCUUCAUUUGUGGAAAAAUUUAGAGUUAAUUCCAGUACCACUGCUCAAUUGAUGCAAAAUGAUGUUCAGGCUGGUCAGAGAGUGGCAGCUGAAACAGCUUCACAUGGUUUUCAGAUAUCUCCAUCUCAGACAUGGCUGAGUGGGAAAGGCACAUCUUCAAAGAGCUUUGAAUCAAGUUCUGCAUUCACUUCAAAUCAAUUUGAAGGCAAUAAGUUUCAAGCUGCCUUUGGUGUAGCUUCUUCCAAUGUUCCAAGUACUCCUUUUGGAAAUCCCAUACCCAAAGAAGGUGCUGCCCCGCCUACUUCAGUCAACCUAUCUGGUGUUCCAAUCAAAGGUGGAGGACAGAGAGCUUCGAAGGAGUUCGGGAUUAUCGAGCCAUUGCCUUCUAUUCAUAGCUCGCAGUUGCUGCAGGAAAGCUCUGCUUCGGGUUUACCAUCUAGCCAUCAUUUGUAUCCCUCCAUGGAUAACAUAAAAAGUCUGCUCAAGACUGGGAUGUCUAAGAAGGAUCCAAUCACAUCAAAACAAUCUGGCAAUAUCAAGGAGAUGGUCAAUGAACUGGACACACUUUUGGACUCUAUAGUGCGGAAGGGUGGCUUUAAGGAUGCAUGUACUAUCUCAUUGAAAGGUCCAGUUGAAGAGAUAGAAGACAGAAUCGGGAAUCUUUCUAGCCAAUACAUGAUGUGGAAGAGUAUAGUGGAGGAACGACUUGAAGAAGUUCAAAGCCUACUUGACAACACCGUACAAGUUUUGGCAAGGAAAAUGUAUGUGGAAGGAAUUGUUAAACAAGCCAAGGAUGAUCAAUAUUGGGAACUUUGGAAUCGGCAGAAGUUGAGUACGGAACUGGAGAUGAAGCAGCAACAUAUUUUGAAACUAAACCAGGAUCUGACUAAUGAGCUGAUUAAAUUAGAAAGGCACUUCGAUACUCUGGAACUUAACAAAUUUGGUGACAUAAGUGAAGCUCAUGGAGGUCGAAGAGCUCUCCAAAAUAGAUACGAGCCUGCCAGAUCAAUUCAAUCCUUAAAAAGUUUAUAUAACACGAUGACAUCUCAAAUAAUGGCUGCCGAGCAACUUUCUGACUGUCUCUCAAGACAAAUGUCAGUGUUGAGUAUUGAGUCACCUUCAGUUAAGCAGAACGUUAAAAAGGAAUUGUUUGAUGAAAUUGGCCUUGGAUCUACUCCCAAUUCGACCGCACCUAAGGGAAGCCCGUUUGGUGUUUCUUUUGGUAGUGCCGCAACAACCCCAACAAGCUAUCCAUUUGCUAUGGCAGCACCUAGUGGAGAGCUGUUUCGCUCUGCUUCUUUCAAUUUCCAGUCUCUACAAUCUUCACAGCCAUCACAACCACCAAAUGCAAGUGCUUUCUCUGGAGCCUUUGGUACUCCAACAAAUGCUCAAGUUCCCACUCAGAGUGGAUUUGGUCAGCCAUAACAGAUUGGACCUGGUCAACCCGCUCUUGGAUCAGUUCUUGGGACUUUUGGACAGUCGAGACAGAUUGGCUCUGGUUUUGGAGGUGCUGGCUUUGCAUCUUCUAGCAGUGUUGGUGGGGGUUUUGCCACUGCUAGUUCAACUGGUGGUUUUUCUUCCUCCGCCACUGCUGGUGGAUUUGCAGGGGUUGGUUCUACUGGAGGUGGGUUUGCUGCUUUAGCAUCUUCUGGCGGUGUUUUUGGUGGUAUGGGUUCAGGCGGUGGUGGAUUAGGUGGUGCAGCCUCAGCUGGUGGUGGAUUUGGAGGAUUUGCUGUGGCUGCUUCAUCCGGUACUGGAUUUGCAGUAGCUGCUCCUGGGGGAGGAUUUUCGACUGGAGCUGGUUUUGGGGCGUUCGGCAGCCAACAAGGUGCAGGUGCCUUCUCUGCUUUUGGUGGUGGUGGAAAUGCAAAACCACCUGAGCUUUUCACACAGAUGAGAAAUAUAGUUUCAGCAGAGAUCACGGGAACUUCAGAAUGAUAUAAUUACAUAGGUUAGCAAAGUCAACUAAUUAUCUAGUGGCAGUACCUUCUCUUUUAAUCCUGGCGCCACCAGACUAGUUCUCAUGUACCACAAUAUGACAGCAUGAUGGUCUGCAUAUCUUUUGGCCGUGGCUUGCACUUGUUGUGAGUGCGCUUUCACUUGCGAUUUUUCCUGUAUAGCGGAAACAUAGUUUUAUAGGGAUUGUUCUGGCAGGUAUAUUUAUCGGUUAAAGACUGCAAACUUAAUGUUACCCAAGGCAACGAAGUUUCUCUUCUUUUACAA
Molecule: messenger RNA, 4161 nt
Organism: Syzygium oleosum
Lineage: Eukaryota; Viridiplantae; Streptophyta; Magnoliopsida; Myrtales; Myrtaceae
Product: nuclear pore complex protein NUP214-like
Exons: 15
Biological process (GO): RNA export from nucleus
Molecular function (GO): structural constituent of nuclear pore
Source: RefSeq, a predicted model, not a curated record